Molecule: messenger RNA, 438 nt
Organism: Cetraspora pellucida
Lineage: Eukaryota; Fungi; Glomeromycota; Glomeromycetes; Diversisporales; Gigasporaceae
Source: the annotation of a GenBank genome assembly
AUGGGACGGAAAUCAAAAAAAGUACGAAAACGUUUUGUGACACGUAAACGCCAAAAACUUGAUAAAAUUUUUGAUUGUAUUCUCUGUUAUGAAGAGAAAUGCGUUGAAGUCAAAAUGCAGAUAAUUGAAGGCAGAGGUGCUGGAUAUUUAAGAUGCAACCACUGCGAAGCAAGAUUUGAAUCAGAUAUCUAUGAUUUUAGCGAUAAGAUAGAUGUCUAUUUUGAUUGGGUUGACAAGUUUGACAUUACUGGCAGCUAUCACUAUUCAGAUGACGACGAAAAUUUAAGCAUCCAGCAAAAACCGAAGUCGGUAAAUUCAAAAGGUAAAAAUCGUGCAUCUAGUGAUUCAUACACAUGCGAUGAACAUUCAUAUGAAUAUCCACGAGUUGUUUAUGAUGAUGAAAUUGGUGAAGGAUCUAAUAGUCGACGUCGUAAAUGA